AUGGCAAGCCCAAUUGCGCUGCGGUCCUCCCCAGGCCGGAUACUCCAGGCCUGCACCCCCUCCAGAACAUCAUUGAUCGGCAAGGCCUCCUCAGCACCUCGAGCCACCGCCCACUUCUCAACAACCGCACCACAAUGCAAGCGCAAGACCAAGGACAACAACCCGAAGCGUGGCGUGAGUAGCCUGUACGGUUCGGGCCCUCGCGAGCCUCUCUCCAUGUCCAACGUUCCCCUGCCCAAGCCCCGCGACUUCAAGCCUGAGGUUAAGGUCGACCCUGACCAUGGGCUCUGGGGCUUCUUCCCCGCGCCGGGCAAGUUGCUGUGGACGCCCAAGGAGACAGAGGAGCACGGACGAGCGUGGACGGUCGAGGAGCUGCGAAAGAAGUCUUGGGAGGAUCUGCAUGCCCUGUGGUGGGUGUGUUGCCGGGAGAGGAACAUGCUUGCUACAUCACGGGCGGAGCUUCUUCGAUCCAAGCUGGGAUUCGGCGAGCGAGAGCUUGAUACACGAGAUGAAGAGGUCAUGAAGACGCAACGAGCCAUCAAGCAUGCGCUGACGGAGCGAUUCUAUACCUGGCAGGAUGCCGUUGAGGUUGCUGCGAAUGAUCCCGAAAUCAACCUGAAAGGAGCCAAGGGCAAAGUCUACACACCCUCUGCGUAUGAGGACGAGGCCGAAGCCACAGAGUGGACACAACCAGAGACGGAGGCGGAAGUCAAGGCUGCCGAAGAGACCAAGGACAGCCUUCCAAUGGACGCCGUUGCAGCGGAAGCACAACAGGGCAAGACAGAGAAGCCGCUGGAACGAUAA
Messenger RNA from Fusarium keratoplasticum, 804 nucleotides. Its product is annotated as 54S ribosomal protein L4, mitochondrial. The transcript is spliced from 2 exons. The record is from RefSeq and is a predicted model, not a curated record. Lineage: Eukaryota; Fungi; Ascomycota; Sordariomycetes; Hypocreales; Nectriaceae. The coding region runs from base 1 to 804 and encodes 267 amino acids. Gene Ontology annotation, cellular component: mitochondrial large ribosomal subunit; mitochondrial ribosome. Gene Ontology annotation, molecular function: structural constituent of ribosome. Gene Ontology annotation, biological process: mitochondrial translation.